Microthlaspi erraticum is the source of this 480-nucleotide messenger RNA. The record is from the annotation of a GenBank genome assembly. NCBI's taxonomy places the organism in Eukaryota, Viridiplantae, Streptophyta, Magnoliopsida, Brassicales, Brassicaceae.
AUGUGCGUUUUGUGUAAGCAUCUCCUCCACGCACAAGAAAAAAAUAAAGAGAGAGAGAUAUCGAUAGAAGGAAAACCAGAGAGGAGAGAGAGAGAAGGAAAGAAGGAGGAAGAGAGAGAGUUGUCGUGUGAGAUAGAAGGAAAGAAGGAGAGGAGGGAAAGAGAUAGUGCGUCUUCCGUAGAGACGCGGUGGAGCCGACGGCAUCCACAAUCAUUGUCGCUCGACAUAGGCAUCGUCACUACCAUCGGAAGCUACUACCAUCGCCGUCAUGUCCACCAAAGGAGAAAGCCGAGACAAAUCAUCAUAACUUGCAGCGUAAGUAAACCAGGGAUGUGCCUUGAUCAACAAGACGUUUUACUCGGUCAACAAGACGUACUUGUCGGACCAAUCAUAACCAUGAUGUCAUCAUUGUCCCAUUUCCUCUUCGUCAACUUGGUGUCAAAGUCUUCGUCUUCUCAUUUUGACUUCAAGUCACAAUGA